UUUCACUCUCAGUGUUUGCUAAUCAAGCACCACCACAUACUAACAUACUAUACUAGUCAUGCUCUCAGAACCGCACACAACUUGUUAACGUCACCCAUGCCCAGGACUCGCAAAAAGAAGAUUCCUAUAACGAACACUGACAAAGCGAGCUCGUCGAGCACUCCCACCUCAAGUCGCACUGUCAUCCGACGGUUUCAUGUCCUACUGAAAAAACAGAGACAGCUGAAAAAUGCCUCUUCUGCAAAUGCUGAAGUACUCGGGGAAAUAGAACAUGAGAUCGAUGAGCUGGGGGGAUUAGCGGCCUAUCAGCGUAUGUCAAGUAUUGGGCAGGGGAAUGACCGCGGCGGCGGAAGUGAGAAAGUGCUCAUACAGUGGCUGAUUCAGAUGGAACUUCGGAAGAGGGAAGCUGAAGGGAAGCUGAGGCUUCUGGAAGUUGGCGCUUUAAAGCCUGACAACUAUCGAACAUGCAUGUCAUGGAUAGAUACCACACCCAUGGACCUUCGCAGCCGCCAUCCCUCUAUUGUAGAGCAGGAUUUUCUGUUAAUGGACGAGGAUGAGAAUCGAGGGAAGUGGGAUAUCAUCAGCCUGAGCUUGGUCGUGAACUUUGUUCCGGACCCGAGAGAUCGAGGGCGAAUGUUAUGCCUUGCACACUCUAUAUUAACCCCAGACGGCCUACUCUUUCUUGCGCUUCCGCUUCCGUGCGUGGAGAACUCGCGAUAUUUGACUUUCGAUAAGCUUCAAUCCCUCAUGGAUGUCCUCGGAUUUACUGAGGUCCAGCGAAAGUGGAAGAAAGGCGGGAAAAUGGCGUAUUGGUUGUACAGGAAAAGUGAGGGCGACCAUAAGACUCUCCACGAAUAUCGUAGGAAGACUGUCUGUAGGCAAGGUGAUAGAAAUAACUUUGCAAUCCUAUUGCCAUGAUCAUAGCACUAUUUACUGAUGACCGCGUAACGUUACAAAAAGUUCGAACUCAUUGGACCACUUUCCACGUCUCGCUGGUAAAGUAUGUUUAAGACCUAGACGAUACAGUCAGACUAAAGUACGUGUUAGUACAUAGGCGGGCGGGAGGACGACGGACGACAUACCCUCAGUCCAGGAUGAGUGACUGAGGGAAAAGGGUGUAGCUAAACGAGUCCUUAAUAUAUAGUACAUGUUGGCAUUCCAACAUCCGAUCUCAGCGGUUGGCGUUGGUAUCGGCUCCAACACUCCUCAACGCUAACCGCAUAACAUCUCCUCCUCGCCUGGAACCGUUCAGUGGAGCCCAAGGGCGCUCCUAAGACGCUUUUGUUAGGAUAUCGGUACUAAUAGACGAGUCUGGCCCAACGAGUGACUCAACCAAGACACACGUGUACCUAUG
Messenger RNA from Suillus fuscotomentosus, 1354 nucleotides. Its product is annotated as nucleolus protein. NCBI's taxonomy places the organism in Eukaryota, Fungi, Basidiomycota, Agaricomycetes, Boletales, Suillaceae. The transcript has 5 exons. Gene Ontology annotation, cellular component: nucleolus. The record is from RefSeq and is a predicted model, not a curated record. Gene Ontology annotation, molecular function: rRNA (adenine) methyltransferase activity. The coding region runs from base 97 to 918 and encodes 273 amino acids.